Lingula anatina is the source of this 1168-nucleotide messenger RNA. RefSeq lists its product as uncharacterized. NCBI's taxonomy places the organism in Eukaryota, Metazoa, Brachiopoda, Lingulata, Lingulida, Lingulidae. The record is from RefSeq and is a predicted model, not a curated record.
UAUUGAUUUAAAAACUGUAUUUUCAUCACAUAUAUAGAGUAUGGUAGUUGAGUCUACUUGAUUUAGCUAACCCAUUCGUCUUGUGGAAAAAAAAACUUUUACCAUAACCGACAUGUACACCUGUAUAAAGAGGUUGGUUUUGUACAGUCUGGAGUACGAAUUCUGGCUUUGCCCAAAAAACACAAUGUAGAUGGCGAGAGAGUUUGAAAACGGGUCAUUUUUCUGUUUUCUCUGCGCUACGCUAAAGUCGAAAAGAUUGAGGGUGCAAAUCUGAAUAGUCAGAUCGCGUUUCGGGUACAGAAAUCUGAAAAUGGGUGGCCUAUUCCGAGACCAAGUAUAAUGCGAAAUUUCUUAAAUUGAGAAGUUAGGGGCAAUGUAGAUACAAUAACGUGUAUAUUCUGCAGGAUUAUAACUACAAUGGGUGACACUGCUGCCCAGGUCACGACUCUGUUCAGCUUAUACAGGGAUUACGGAGAAUGCGACUACCUGGGUGAGAGCGUGACCCAGGUACAGCAUGCCAUACAGUGUGCAAUGCAAGCGGAAAACGAAGGGUUUCCACAUAAGGUGAUUCUAGGAGCCCUCUUACACGAUGUUGGUCAUCUUGUCGGCUUGGUACAAAAAAGAGAAAGAAUGGAGACCGAAGGGAUCACACUUGGUGUCAAGAACCAUGAACGCGUUGGAGAAAAAUAUCUGAAGAGCCUUCGUUUCCCAGAAGAAAUAACCACCUUUGUCAGAGGUCACGUAAAUGGGAAAAGAUAUCUAGUGUAUAAGGAUCCCGGCUAUCACGAUAAACUGUCGCCAGCCAGCAAGAUGACACUGGUUCAUCAAGGAGGGCCCAUGACUGCAGAGCAGGCAAAAGAGUUCGAAAAACACCCGCAAUUUGAAGCACUUGUACGAAUGCGAACGUGGGACGAUCUGGCAAAAGACCCUAACAUGAGGAUGGAGCCACUGGUGAAAUAUGAGGAGAUGUGUCGAAACUAUUUGAAACAAUAGACCAGUUUCUAUGCAUCCGGUUUUUUUUAAUAGAAACUAGGAAAAUUCUGGAAAAAAUAGCUUUGUACUAUAGUAAUGAAAUAAGGUAAAACUUCGACUGCACCGGUGUAACGAAACUAAGGGUCCGUGUAACAGAAAGCCCGCCCUCCAUUUAGUUAUAAUGGUUAGGGUUAGC